Messenger RNA from Drosophila navojoa, 1339 nucleotides. RefSeq names its product chitin deacetylase Cda4 (gene Cda4). The record is from RefSeq and is a predicted model, not a curated record. Lineage: Eukaryota; Metazoa; Arthropoda; Insecta; Diptera; Drosophilidae. Gene Ontology annotation, biological process: carbohydrate metabolic process. Gene Ontology annotation, cellular component: extracellular region. Gene Ontology annotation, molecular function: chitin binding.
GAACAUCACUUAAUAGCCAUUCACAUAUCUGUGCUGUCUAUUUGUUUUUGCAGCAACUAUCAACAGAUCCAGCAUCUGGGCUUUGCCGGUCACGAAAUUGCAACCGAGAGCGUAUCACAGCAGCUGGGACUCCAGGACAAGGGCUACGAGGAGUGGGUGGGCGAAAUGAUUGGCAUGCGUGAAAUUCUACGUCAUUUUGCGAAUGUGUCCGUGGACGAUGUGGUUGGCAUGCGUGCUCCUUUCCUCAAGCCUGGCCGUAACACGCAAUACAAGGUCUUGGAGGACUUUAACUAUGUCUAUGAUAGCUCGAUAACUGUGCCGCCAGUUCCAGUGCCCGUCUGGCCGUACACGCUGGACUAUAAGAUCUCGCACGAGUGCAAGAGCGGCACCUGUCCGUCGCGCACUUUUCCCGGCGUGUGGGAGGUGCCAUUGAAUACGCAUUACGUUGAGGGCUUCGAGGGCGGCCAUUGCCCGUACAUGGAUCAGUGUGUGCUCCACAAUCUGGACGAGAACGAGGUGUUCGAGUGGCUGCAGGAGGACUUUUCGCGUUACUACGAGCAGAAUAAAGCGCCAUAUAUGAUGCCCUUCCAUACCAACUGGUUCCAGACCAAGCCCCUGGAGAAUGGACUCCAUAAAUUCUUGGACUGGGCUCUCGAAUUACCCGACGUCUACAUCCUGACCAUCACCCAGAUGCUGCAAUACAUGACCGACCCCAAGGAGCUGCGCGACGUCAACCAGAUCGAUGCGUGGAAGUGUGACAAGAGCGUGGCCGUUGCGCCCAAGCCGUGCAACAUUUGGCAAACCUGCGCGCUGCCCUUCAAGAUACCCGAACAGAAUAUUACAGACACUCGCUACAUGGAGACGUGCCGCGAGUGCCCCAACGUUUAUCCCUGGCUGGGCGAUGCCGGCGGUACGGGCAUCUCGGGGCGUGACAAUUACAUCUACUCCGGCAAACAAAAUGAGGAGGACGACGAUGCCGAGCAGAGAAAGUAGAGCCGUUCGACAGCUCAUAUAUCUGAAAUGAUUCCUUCUCCCUCUCUGUCUCUCUCUCUCUCUCCCUCACUGUCUCUCUCUUUCCAACUAUCUAUUCACGCCAUUCCCAUAUGGUUUUCGUUCUAUUCUUAACUGUUUCAUAUCUCUUCCAAACUCUCCUUAUAAGCCAUGUUUUAAUUUCCAUCUUUAUUAUUGUUUUUUUUUUUUUUUUUCUAUCCCUUUACUUUUUGCUCUUCACUUCGACAACUUUUGUAGACUGUAAGCAAAACUGUAACAAAUUGUUCGUAGUUGUAAUAUAUAUAUUUUCUCUGUAUUAAUAAAUACAACCUUUUUUUUUAACAAAUUA